Diversispora eburnea is the source of this 1101-nucleotide messenger RNA. Lineage: Eukaryota; Fungi; Glomeromycota; Glomeromycetes; Diversisporales; Diversisporaceae. The record is from the annotation of a GenBank genome assembly.
AUGGUAGAAAUUAUUGAUCAAGGGAAUGAAGAAUUUAUUGAACAAGGAGAUAUUUAUGAAGAAGUGACUUUAGAUAAUAAUGAUUCUCCUUCAAAUGAUAUGGAUGAAGAUCAUAAUUAUGAAGAUCAUUCUGAAGCAAUUGAAUUAAUAGAUAAUUCUAUACAAGGAUUCUUUGCUCAUAAAGUAUAUUCAAUUGAUAUGCAUCCAAUUGAUCAAAAUAUAAUUAUAUCUGGUGGAGGUGAUGAUAAAGGUUAUUUAUGGAGAUCUGAUACUGGUCAUACAGAUUCAGUUACAUCAGUAAAGUUUAGUAACAAUGGAGAAUAUGUAGCUGGUGGUGGUAUGGAUGGUAAAAUAUUAGUGUGGGAAGUAAAUAAUGGAAAUUUAGUAACUGUAUUAGAAAGUGCAAUUAUUUUGGCAGGUGCUAAUGAUGGAACGAUAUGGAUGUGGCAAAUUCCAUCUGGUAAUUGUAUGAGUGUAUUUUCAGGCCAUGCAGGAUCAGUUACAGUAGGACAAUUUACACCAGAUGGUAAAAAGAUUGUUUCUGGUUCAAAUGAUCGUUCAUUAAUAUUAUGGGAUCCAAAAACUGCUUCUUCAAUAUUAAAAAUUUCUGGUGGAGAAGAUUUCAGAUUUCAUCAAUCAGAUAUUACUUCAUUGGCUGUUAACAAAGAAAGUAAUUUGGUUCUUACAGGAUCUUUAGAUUGUUCUUCUAAAUUGGUUAAUUUAAAUAGUGGUGGAAUGAUUCUAGGAUCCUUUGAAGAUCACACUGAAUCAAUUGAAACAGUAGGAUUUUGUAAUUCCCAUCCAUUAGCAGCGACAGGAUCUUUGGAUAAUAAAUUAAAUAUUUGGGAUUUAAAUACAAUGAGAUUGCGUCAAACAUGUCAACAUGAUGGAGGAAUAAUCAAACUUAAAUGGCACAAUGAUUCUCCAUUAUUAACAACUUGUUCAGGUAAAUCAGUUCACAUUUGGGAUAGUAGAACAGGAAAUAAUGAAAUAACUUGGCAUGGACAUCAAGAUUCUAUAUUGGAUUUCGCUAUUUCAAAUGAUGGACGUAAAGUAGUAACAGCAAGUGAUGAUCAUGUUUGUCUUGUAUUUAGUAUAUGA